AUGAUGCGACGACGGGAUCUACAGGUCGGCACCGUGUUCGUUGCCAAGGGUGCGGGGACCGGCGUCGGGGCACUCAUGUCGCCGAAGCUCUACCUGAGCGUUCGCGGGAACACGGUGCUGUCCGUUGGGCUGGUUCUCCUUUCGGCGAUCCUCUCGUACUUCCCGUUCCUGUCCAGCGUUUUCACCCUUCACCUGGCGUUCUUCAUCCAGGGGCUUGUCGUGAAUAUUCUCAUGACUGGUUGUCAGAUCAUGACUCGCAAGGUUCACGGCGACAAGUGCAACCUAUGGACUGGUGCCAAUGUGGUGUCGCUGGGGCUUUCGAGUGCCUUAUUUCCGGUAGUUGCCUACCUGGAUGAUUCGCUCUUCGACCUGUACGCCAUCCUGUCCGGCAUGAGCAUUGCAGUUGCCGUCAUCCUCGGCGUCGUCAUUCCAGCUCCGGAGAGCUUCGAAGGACUAAUCGAGGAGACGCCCGAGUCGUUCGUGGUGGACCCAGCAGCAGGUGGCAUGGAGCCGCCGGAAAAGAGCACGUGGACGAGGAAGUGCUCUCUGUUCUACAGCAAGUACAGGGUCGAGUUUAACAUAGGCGCCAUGGUGUUGUGGCUGAUAGGUGGCACGUCCGCUACGAGCUCGUAUCUAGGUACGUAUGUAGAGUCUACCGGAGUAAUUCCAACCUCUCAAGAAUCCCUCCUCCAAGUCGACUUGUUUGCGGCUUCGGUGGUCGGUAUUUUGUUGGGCCUGCUGGCCCAGCUGUAUUGUACACUUUCGAGCCUAUAUCGCUGGUCGAUGGCGGCGUUCCUGUUGGGAGGAGCAGGGGUGGCAGCGAUACUACUGUUCCAAGACUCGCCGACGGUGUUUUGGGUCUGCAUCGCCAGUUACGGUUUCGCAUGGGGCCCGACGGUAAAUUUUUGCUACGAGCUUAAUAACCACAUAAACCCGCCUUCGGAAUCGGGCAUGUCGGUAAUCACGUUCGGGCUUACCUUCGGAAUGGCCGCGUUCCCGUAUGCCACCUCGUUGGUGUUGGACUAUACCGGGGUGGCGCAGUGGUUGAUGGUGAUCGUAUUGGCGUCAAUGCUCGUGCCCGGCCUGCUGCUGCUGAACAUCAUGCGAAUAGUAGAAUCGAAAGGGGUACAGAAGAAGUGUUUCCUUGUGCAGGAGGAUCUGUCGUCAGCCUCGCACCCUGACAUUGGGGAAACAACCCGUCUGCUGCAGUGACGCAUGAGUAGUUGAGAAAGAGAGGGAAAGAAACGAAGGGUUAUUCGUAAACAUUGUUCCUACAACAGACCUGGAAAAGGAAACGGCCGAGAUUGUGGUAAACAGAACAUGAUCUGGGAGACAAUAUCGAUGAGAAUCUAGAAAAACUAGUAGAGCCUGGUGUGUCGUGUAGGAAGUUCCAUUUUGUGCUACGUCCGAUUGUACCCCCUGUUGGUGAGUGCACCAUAGCUGGUUUCUGCUGGAGACGAUGUCGGAAAGAACCGCCAAGUUUUUUUAAGCAGCUGCAACAGUAGCUGCGACGCUAGCCAAGAACAAAUGAACGUGUUUCAAACGACCACAAAAUAGGCAAUGGGUGGUUGAGAACAAUAGUACAAGUCGGUGGGUACACCCACCGGAAUGUUGCACAAAAAUUCUGGCACCCUGUAGAGGCCUCGUGUGCCGCGGUGACAAUGUAACGUGCUCGAAAGUUCGUAAUUCUUGGACGUUCGUGCUGAGCAUGGGCGUGGCUAUCUAUGUUGUCCAGGCGCGGGAAUGGGAUUUAGAGUGGUUCGGCACUAUCACGAAUGGUCUGCGUGAAGCAAUUUUUCCAGUGCCUUCACAGUUGUCCGAGAAAGGAGUGCCUUUUUCUGUUUCCCUUUCGUGUUCUAGGGCAUUUGGUUGUUCUGGAUGGGUUCGUGUCGUAGACAAAUGCAUGGUUGUGAUCCCUGCUAUUUUACGCUCGUGAAGCAUGGCCUUAGCCCACCGCUGUACGUAUGCUCCAGUUCCAGGUGGGGAUGGGGCUCAUUUCUCCGGUGUCGUUUGUGGUAAUAGUGCUGGUCCCGUCAGGAGCGGAGGAUUCUUCUUGAAUAUUACAUCGUUUCGUCCUGGUCUUGGUUUUCGUGGCCGGGUUGUUAUUCGCCAUGUCAUGGCGAGAGGUCUUGAUCGUAGUAGAAGUCAAAGUGGAUCCCUUGUAUUCUACGGAGUUGGACGGCUCGUUAAGCUUGGCUGUAUCCCGCGCGUAGUUGUGAAUAGGUGUCGGUUAGGUAUAGGUAUUGUAGGUUUUCCUCGUAUGUUAUGUAGGUGGGUGCCAGUUCCUUGCGUGUUGUGUAGGCGGGGAUUGCCGAGCUGGUCAAGCGUGGCUUGACUGACGAGAAUAAGGGGAGAGUGAGCUUGAGGGGGAGCCACCGUGGACCCCGUCUCAAACUCAGGGCGCUGACCGUCUUUCUCAGAGAUUGGAACCCACCUGGUCAAGGUAUAGAGGACGUAUAAUAGUAUGUGUUUUGCCGAGGAUCCCGUGCGGCCUUGCUCGUUUGAUGUCCGUUCGGAAAGUGUGUAAGAAACAUGUUAUUUGUUCAUCAUCCACAGGGUGCGUUAUUCUUCUUGGUCAUUCUUGUACGUACGCGCUAUUCCUGCGUGUAAUAACACACACAUCCCCCUCGCAGUGCCCCCGAAGUGAUGUUGUGUCGCAAGAAGUGUUUGGUGUCACGUUAGUGGUUGCCAGUUUCGUUGUUGCUCCGGUAGACUGGAGCAUUGGGGGAUCUGUCUAUCUUCCCUUUUGUUUCCGGUCGUUGUCUCCCCCUCUCUUCCUCUCGUUCUUGUUGUCUUGUCUUUCGUUCUUUCAUCUCUUUUUUGACCGGGGUCGAUCGCCU
Messenger RNA from Ectocarpus sp. CCAP 1310/34, 2840 nucleotides. Lineage: Eukaryota; Phaeophyceae; Ectocarpales; Ectocarpaceae. The record is from the annotation of a GenBank genome assembly.